CCGGGCCUGGUGAGAGUAACUGGAAAAAAAAAAUCGGCUAUUUUCCGCUUGCCUAAUCCCUUCCGAGAGACGAAAGAUGAGCACGGUCACCGAGAAAACGCUGGGCAUAGAGUUCGCAAUCGGUGGCUUGGCGGCGGUGGGCGCCGGUUUCUUCACAAAUCCCGUGGACGUGGUGAAGGUGCGGCUGCAACUGCAGGGUGAGCUGGAGGCACGAGGCUCGUACCAGAAGAUAUACAAAAACACCGUUCACGCCGCGUAUCUGAUAGCUAAGCACGAAGGUAUAUUGGCUCUACAAGCGGGAAUUGUGCCCGCGCUCGCCUUCCAGGUGGUGCUCAACGGUAUCCGCUUGGGCGCAUACAAGUCUGCCCAGAGAUACGAACUGAUCAUUGACAAACAAGGCAAUACCGAUGUUCUACGGACCACCCUGGUGACCGGCAUAGCCGGCUGCGUCGGCGCCGUCCUCGGCAGUCCGUUUUAUCUGGUCAAGACGCAAUUACAGGCGCAAUCUGCAAAAUCCAUCGCCGUGGGCUACCAGCACAGUCACUCGGGAUCGUGGAAUGCCUUCAAGUCCUUGUGGAUGGAGGGCGGCGUCGCGGCUUUAUACCGUGGAUGGAACGCCAACAUGUCGCGCUUAUUCGUCGGCUCGGCGACGCAGUUGACUACUUUUGGAUUAGCAUCGGACUGGUUGCGCUCGCUAAAUAUAUUUCCAGAUCGCCCAAUAUUGCUGACCUUUUUGGCCUCCGUGAUCGGAGGUAGUUGCGUAGCCAUCACCAUGCAGCCGUUCGAUGUUUUAGCAACGCGGUUGUAUAAUCAACAGACAGACGCGGCCGGCAAAGGUGCUUUGUACAAAGGACUCGGAGACGCACUCGUCAAGAUAUUCCGCACCGAGGGUCUGACAGGCCUGUACAAAGGAACGUUCCCAACGUGGAUGAGAAUAGCGCCGCAUACGGUUCUGUGUUUAGUGUUUUACGAGAAACUAGAUCAACUGUACAAUAAUUUUAGAACACGAACUGAUUGAUGUCAAUUUUAAAUAUGUAUAAAAAUUAUACAUGUAUUUCAGUGUAUUUAUAUACUUCCUAGGUGUAUGCAAAGCGAGACUUUUGUAAGAUUUUUCAAGGAUGUUGAAUAUUAAAUAUUACAUAUCUAUUCGAAUAAUUUGAUGUUACGAAUUGGCAGUGAUCGCUCGAGUGUAGAUAGAAAUUUUAAAAUUAUGGACGUAUGUUAAAAUAUUGUAUAAAUGUAAAAAUCUUAGCCGCCUGUACUCUAAUCAUCUUUGUGCGUGCGAACAUCAUUCUGCACUAUUUUUGAAUACUUACGAGAUAGAACGUAUGCAAAUAGUCAAUAGUAUAUAAAAUUCGCUCACAUAGUGCUCCUAAAUUUCGCUCGAAUAAAUUAACCGGUUAAGUGGUAGGCUUUUUAAAACAUUCCGUGCCAAAAGUGGUAGGCGUCAAUUGUGAACUAAAAUAUACCAAAAUUUGGCCCUGGGGGUUUUUUGGGUCGCUGAUUUCAUUUCGUAUAUAAACUGCGGGGGUAAAACGUAAUUGCAAUAUAUAUACAAAAAUCGCCAUUUUCAUUCAACGUAUUAGUCGCCAUGUUGUGUUCGCCAUCAAAUUUUACAAAUUUGACGCCAAAAUCGAGUUCAGAAGCCCAAAAAACAAUAGUAUACCAAAUUUCAAGCAAAUUCGUUGAAUAAUAUAGAAGUUAUUCAAGAUGUGCAUAUAUGCUACAAUACCACUUUUGGCACGGAUUCUUUUUGUGCAUAUAUGCUACAAUACCACUUAACCGGUUAAUCUUG
This is a messenger RNA of Mycetomoellerius zeteki, 1795 nucleotides long. Its product is annotated as solute carrier family 25 member 35. The coding region runs from base 77 to 1018 and encodes 313 amino acids. The record is from RefSeq and is a predicted model, not a curated record. Lineage: Eukaryota; Metazoa; Arthropoda; Insecta; Hymenoptera; Formicidae. The transcript has 5 exons.